Messenger RNA from Lymnaea stagnalis (great pond snail), 12360 nucleotides. The record is from the annotation of a GenBank genome assembly. Lineage: Eukaryota; Metazoa; Mollusca; Gastropoda; Lymnaeidae.
UCACAGGACUACAAGGACAUCAUGAGUAAGACGAAGUUUAAAAAGUUUGCACCACCUUUGGAAAUAUCAGAGCACGAGUGAGUAACGGAGUGUAUGCUGUCAUUGAUGGUUACUGUAGAAACUGGUAUUAAAGAAUGACGGUUGCCCAAGAAACUGGUAUUAAGGAAUACCAAUAGAACUCUUAUUUUAAAAAAUGACUUUACUUUAAAUGUUCAUAAUAAAGUCCAGUUUAAAAUAAAAUAUAACAGGGAAAUAAUUUGGAUGGUCGGGCUAUGAGCAGUUCAUAGGAAAUUUUUAUAAUUUUUUCCAGGUACAUUGAAUAAUGAAAUUGUUCUUGUAGAUUGCAGAGGUCAUAGUCAACCAUAUGCUUUACAAGAUUUGAAUCUUUUACUAGUAGCUUUACAUAUUAUUUAAAAAAAUAUUUACUUACCCAAAUUUUUUAAAUUCUACUUGAAGUGAAAUAAAAUUUUAAUAUCAUGUUUUAUAAAUUUUGCUUUCAACUACAAUUUUCUUAUUCUCACGCUUCCGUCAUUGUUUACCACAUAACAUAAAAUAAAGAUACUGGAAGUAGAUGGGGCCACCAUUCAAUGGUAGAGUAGCCAAACAACUAACACAGUAGGGUUAUUUCAAAGGAGAUUAAUGAUGAAAGAAGUGUAAAAAAAGAAUUGUUUAGUAAUGUGAAUGUGACAAGUUUGGUUUUGUUUAUUUCAGCAUCAUCUUUUGGAUUGGUGACCUUAACUAUCGCAUUGACUUAAACAUUGAGGAAGUCAAAAAGUGCAUCAGAAAGUCAGAGUAUAAAAGUUUGAUCAAACAGGACCAGGUAAAUUAUACCAUGACGUCAGUUUUUUUUUUAAAAUCCUUUUAAGAUAUUUUUUUUUACUGUGUGGCAUAAAUGGUAUUGAAAUAAAAUCAAGAUUAGAAGAAUAUUUAAAUGAAUGGCUCUCAUUUAUAUCGGUUGAAAUAUUUCAUUUUGAGAAAUAUUAAAAAUCUUUUUCCAACCCCCCAAAAAUUGCUGCCAAAUUUUGUAUUAUGAAAAGCUAAUUCCUGGUACCUUUAUUUCUUUGGCUCCAGCUGUAUCGUCAGUUGAAAGCAAACUCUGAGGUUUUUAAAGGGUUUGAGGAAGGUCUGCCGAACUUUGACCCCACUUACAAGUUUGAUGCAGGGACAGACAACUAUGACACAAGGUAAACCUUGCUUUGUCAGUUUUAUCAAGCUCAAGGGAGUCAACCAUUAUUAGCUGUCCAUCAACCUUUGAAAUACAGAGUAGUCUUGUAAAUGGAAAAUCCAUCUCUUGGGCAUAUGGACUCUGGAUGUUUGUGCCACUCACACUAUAACAAUGUAUAUAUAACCUCACUUGAAUCUGACUUGAUUAUUUGACACUUUAUCUAUGACUAAUGGGGAUAAUGACAACUUAACAGUGACUAAUGUGUAUAAUGACAAACGAAACCAUCAGUUUUAGCCCACAGUAUGUGAUCAGAGUUGAGUUAAAUUCUGCUAUAGUUGACAUCUGAUCAUAUUUCACAGUGUUUAUCCGUGUAUUUAAAGCUUGAAAUUGCUCACGUUUAUUCAAGGACUGAGACUCGGCACCAUCCAUUUCAUUAAUGUAAUUUGUAGAUAAUGUCAUAAAUAUUGAGAGUCACUGGCAUGUUUCAUGACCUUUAUGCAAAAAAUAAAUUUUCUGUUUGAUGUCCUCAUUAUAAAUUAACUUAGCUAAUGAAAUGGGCUAAAUUGUGUUAUAUUGUUAAGCUUAAGUAACAGAGCUAAUGAAAUGAGCUAAAUUAUGUUAUAUUGCUUAACUUGAGUAACAGAGCUAAUUAAAUGGGCUAAAUUGUAUUAUUUUGUGUAGCUAAAGUAAGGUUUCCUUUGUGUAUUAUACUACAUGUAAUCUGGUAAAUAUGUUUUGAUGUGUCUAUUUAUACUAUGUGUAUUGUGCCAUGUGUAUUUUGAUGUGUCUGAUACACAAUGUGUAUUCAUGAUUUAUUUCAUAAUACAUAUUUAAUGGAUAACUUAAAAGGCUACUCUCCCUUUAUUUGAACAGAGUGCCGUGUCCAUCUGGUGAAACUUUGGACAAACCCAAAAGAGUCACCUGUGUUUGUCUGUGUAAAAGGCAUUUGUUUUCAGUUGUGGUUUAAUUGUAUCUUGGUUUUCUCUCCUUGAUGUUUCUAGAGUGACUCCUUGGCAUAAGUUAUGAUUAUGAACAUUUGUAUUUGAACAUUUGUCAAACUGUUCCUGUGCCUUUUUAUCCUAUUCACUUUGCAUAUUUCUAGUUGUCACAUUUUAGGCAUAUGCCCUACUCCUCUUCAAUGAACUUAAUAAAAAAAAUAUGGAUCAUGUUAAUAAUGUGAAUUAGUUUUUGUAUGGUGGAAUUUUUUUAACGGAAUUUUUCAACUAUUUAAAAAAAAAAGUCACAAUUUUAUGAUGUGAGCUCUGCUUUGAAAUAAAAUUUAUUUUAUGUGUAUAACUAAGGGGGGUGUCUUGUGAAAAUCUAAAUUUUGUUUAAACAAUUAAAUAAGCUUAUUUUAGAAAAAUAAAAUUAAAAUUAACAGUGUCUUCUUAUCAACCAUUUUUAUUUUAAAAAAUUUUUUUUAAAUUCCUGAAUUGAUUUUUUUCACUGAACAUAGAAAGUAAUUUAGAAAACUUUUUUUAUAUUGUAUUACUUUUGUUCUAGUGAGAAAAGCCGAGUCCCUGCCUGGUGUGAUCGUAUUUUGUGGCGAGGUCCUGGAGUCAAGCAGCUCCGAUACGAUUCACAUCCACAACUGAAAGUGUCUGACCACAAGCCUGUCAGCUCACUGUUUGAAAUAGGGGUCAGUGCUCAAAAUGACACACAUUCCAUCUUGUUGUGCACACGCUAUUUGAUAGAUGUAGUAGGGGAUAGCGAAAUGGACACUUCUCUUAUAUUUUUGCCUGCUAUUAAUUCAAUUUUUAUUUAAAUAAAUUAAAAUUUUCCUUGGAUGUAGUUAAAUAUAUGUGAUUAAUAUGGUAUGAGUUAAAUUAAGCUAUAUGAUUCCAAUUUUUAGAUAUAGCAGGGGUUGGCUGUCACAUAGUUUUGGGUAGGUUGUCACAUAGUGUUGGGUAGGUUGUCACAUAGUGUUGAGUAGGUUGUCACAUAGUGUUGAGUAGGUUGUCACAUAGUGCUGGGUAGGUUGUCACAUAGUGCUGGGUAGGUUGUCACAUAGUGUUGAGUAGGUUAUCACACAGUUUUGGGUAGGUUGUCACAUAGUGUUGGGUAGGUUAUCACAUAGUGUUGGGUAGGUUGUCACAUAGUGUUGGGUAGGUUGUCACAUAGUCUUCUUCUUCUUCUAUAUCUUAAGGGCCCAAGAUCAAUUUAUUGAUCAUUUUGGCUCCUAUGCAUGUAGAUGGGAUUUGCAAUGUUUCUGUUACUGGUGGUGAUGAGGAAAUUAUUCACUAGGGGUUUGAAGGCUUGAGGCAAUAGACACAAAUGUGUCUAGUGUUGUCGCCUCAACUGUUCCUUUUGAAAGAUGGUUCCAGUCCCUGAUUGUCUUGGGCAGGAAUGAGCUGCUCCUAUACUGGCUUCUUGCUGGUAUGAGCCUGAAUUGCCUGUCAUGGCCUCGUCGCUGUCUAUGGGGGAGAGGGACGAGUUUCUGUUUAAUACUGGAACAGUCUUUGGUAGGUUGUCACAUAGUGGUGGGUAGGUUGUCACAUAGUGUUGGGUAGGUUGUCACAUCAUGUUUUAUUUAUUUACCGCUUGUUUAUAAAUGUGUAUUUAAACAAAAUAAAGUAAUUGGUAAUCUGCAUUGCUUAGAUCUGAAAUAUGUUAUGUAAACUGUAAUUUCUUGACUAAUUUUAGACUAAAGAAAUAAAGAUAACAAAUUAUUUAUUAAUAUUAUUUUAUUUUAUUAAAUUAAGUAUUCUAAAAGUGUGUAAAUAGCAUUGAGCUAUUCCACUAAGAAGAAUUUCAAAUCUUACAUUUAAAAAAAGUUAAGGCAUUUUAAACUUUUAGACUACUAGACUACAGCAUUCGAAUUUAGUCAAUAUUAAUAUUAUAAUGUCCACUAAAAGUUAUUGUUACCAUUGUGCUAUAGUGACCACCGAGAGUCAUUGCCAUCAAGUCUCAGAGUUAUUGUAAUCAUGUUGUGUUACUAUCAAUAGGUCCGUGUUAUGUUAUGAUCAAUAGGUCCAGGUUAUGUUACUAUCUAUAGGUCCGUGUUAUGCUACUAUCAAUAGGUCCGUGUUAUGUUACUAUCUAUAGGUCCGUGUUAUGUUAUGAUCAAUAGGUCCAGGUUAUGUUACUAUCUAUCGGUCCGUGUUAUGUUACUAUCAAUAGGUCCGUGUUAUGUUACUAUCUAUAGGUCCGUGUUAUGUUACUAUCAAUAGGUCCGUGUUAUUGAUGAGAAGCGAUACAAGAGAGUGUAUGAAGACAUCAUGAAAAAAUUGGAUCGUCUUGAAAAUGACUAUUUACCACAAAUCAAGAUAGAUAAUACUGAUGUAAGUACAAGAUAGAUUAUAAUGAUUUGAGCUCACUAAACUAACCACUAGCGAAACCUACAUUCAGUUUUCUUUAUUUUUAAGGAACUGUAGAAACAAUUUAAUAUUUUUAAGAUUUUGAUAUAGUUUAAAAUACAACUGGUAAAAUGUUUGAAAUUGAAGACUUAGUUAAAGUCGAACAAGUUAUCACAAGUGUACUGUAUAAGUCGGAAUAUUCCGUCAUUAAAAGUUGAAGUGAAAAACUUCAAAAAUUUUAAUAUUUUCCACAUGCAGCUCAUUUUCAAGGAUGUGAAGUUCAUAGAACCACAGAUAAAGGUUGUGACUGUAGCAAACAUAGGUCAGGUGAGUCUGAGGUUAUUUCAAUUACCUCUACAUAGGCCAGGUGAGUCUGAGGUUAUUUCAAUUACCUCUACAUAGGCCAGGUGAGUCUGAGGUUAUUUCAAUUACCUCUACAUAGGCCAGGUGAGUCUGAGGUUAUUUCAAUUACCUCUACAUAGGUCAGGUGAGUCUGAGGUUAUUUCAAUUAUCUCUACAUAGGUCAGGUGAGUCUGAGGUUAUUUCAAUUACCUCUACAUAGGCCAGGUGAGUCUGAGGUUAUUUCAAUUACCUCUACAUAGGCCAGGUGUGUCUGAGGUUAUUUCAAUUACCUCUACAUAGGCCAGGUGAGUCUGAGGUUAUUUCAAUAACUUUAGCUCUUAGUUGGUUUUGGUCCUUUAUUUACAUAUUUUGUGUUUUUUUAAUAAUGCAUAAAGCCAUGGAAAGCUAACAGGUUUUGUCUCAGUAAAUUUUGAACUGUUAACAAUAACCUCACUUUUUUAAUUGGCAAUUUAUUAGGAUUGCCCUCUAUAUUAUUCCUAUUAUAACAAUUAUUUGGAUUAAAUUUUCAUGUUAUUCUUCAGAUUCCAGUUGAGUUUGAAUUUAUCAAUAAGCUGGAUGACCCAACUUACUGCAAACCUUGGUUAAAAGUCACUCCAUGCAAGUCUGUCAUCUUAUCUGGUAAGAACUCUGUCCCUCACAAAGUCUGUCAUUUUAUCUGGUAAGAACUCUGUCUCUCACAAGUCUGUCAUCUUAUCUGGUAGGAACUCUUGUCUCUCACAAACUUGUGAGUGAACGCAAACCUAAUUGUUGACAUCCAAUGGUAUAAAUGUGAACCAUACAAUGUACAGAUCUCACACCAGUAGCAGAUCCCUCACACUUUUCUUUAGCUCUGCAGGAUUCUUAGUCUUGGACUUGGGAGAUUUUGUUCCACAAUGACUUCACUAAUUUUUAAUAUAACACCCCAUUCUAGGCAUGCAACUUGGCAAUAUAUCUGUCUAUAUUACGCUCUCUGAAUUUUUGACAUCCAACACCAUGUACAUGACCCACACAUUGUGCUCAUUCCACACCAUAAACAUGACCCACACAUUUUACAUGUACCACACCCUGUACAGGAAUUCCAAUGCCAUGUAUAUGACCCACACAUUGUAUUUAUCAAACAUAUUGUUCAAUAUAAUGCAAAGCUAUUCUUUGUAUUGAUUACAACAUCUGUUCAAUAAUUAAUUUAUUAACACUGACACAUAGUUUCUUUACAAUAUUCACUUGCACUCUUUGCGGUGAUUCAAUGAUCGUUAUUUGUUGACCGGCAGGUAUUUGUUGUGAAAUUCAGAUAGAGGUUUAUGUCGAUAAGAUGACCGCGGCCAAGCUCAACUCUGGUGAAGAGAAACUUGAGGACAUUUUAGUUCUGCACUUGUCUGGUGGGAAGGAUUCCUUUGUAUCCUUGAUCUAAGUUUCAUGUUGAGUGGUCACCAGCCUCCCAGCACCAAGUGGGGGAUGCCAAGAGUUAAUUAAUGAAAAUUAAUUUAUUUAACAGUUAAACCACUCUUUACAUUCAGAACAAACAUUCUUAAAGACCCCUCUUUCCCCUUUAGAUUGUACUUAUAAAUGUAUGGUCUUAAAGCACCAUCAACAGCUCUUUACAUUCAGAACAAACAUACUUAAAAUGUAUUUUAAAAUGUUUCAAUAAAAAACUUCAUGACAUCAGCUCUGGUUUCACUAUAGUUUGGAAUGGAUUGUCUUGCAUUAAGUUAAGAAACAUUUGGUUGCAUUCAAUGAUUAUCAUGUCCAUUCAUAAUUCAAUGCACUGAGAUAUUUGUAGAUGUAAAGUAAUAUCUUCAAAAUAAAAUUGUUGUCAGAGCCAUCAAGUCAAAAAAUAAAUUGUUGUGUUUGGGACAUGGAAAAUGUUUGAUUCUUAACCCUGACAAGAUAACCGUGGGAGGGAAUUAUCUAAUCAGCACAUUUGGAUCCUCUAUAGAAGCACUUGUCCAGUUGCAUGGUCCCAUCCGGGAAGUGCCAGUAGCAGAGUUAAUACAGAUAGUAAGUACACACAUUGGGGUACAGAGUCUUGUCAACUUUAUGCAGCAGUAAUGUAAACAAGUUUUGAAACAGCUGUUCUUCCAACAUAAAAAAUAUAUUUAAUGUCUUGUGGCUUGUGAGCUUUGAAGUCAGAAUAGUUUUAGUGGAUUUGUGAUUGUGUUGUAUGAGAAAAUGUAUUUUUUUUAAAUAUUAUUCUAUUCUCAGACUUAGAAGAAAAAAAAUUUGUAUGUGGAUAAAUAUAUUCAAAAUUUUUGGAUCCAUGCCACUUGAAAUGUGUUAACUGAAUUUAUGUUAUAGUAAGGCGGGUUAUAGCGUGGUUCCACUGUAUUUUGUUGACUCAGUUGAAAUAUCUAAUGUUAUGACAUUCUUCAAUCUUUUUCUGUAAAUGAACUUUACAGCACCGUCUGUUGGCUGCAUCGUUGCUGCUAAGGGUGUACAUUUUAAAAAAAUAUUUUGUUUGCAAGAUAGCAAUUCUUACAUCCAUUUAAUUUGUAUUUCCUACCAAUAUAAUUGAUAUCCUGUGCCCUACAGUCAAAACUAUACUUCCAAGCUUUAAAAACAACUUAACAGAUCCUCCAUGGUCUAGACCCGGGCAAUUGUUUCUAAUAAAACCAAUAAAGUUGAUCACGUUUUUGACGGCACUAAAUGUCAUUGACAGGAACAACCUGGCAGUUUGAGUCUAGUUGAUAUAACACAAGAUGGCGGCAGGCUGUACAUGGUGCCAAAGGAAAUAUGGAAAAUGGUGGAUUUUCUGCACAAGCAUGGCUUGGACAAGGUCUGUGCUUUAACAAAAAAAUAACUUCAUAAAAAUUAGCCAGUAUUUAUACAUUUAAAAGGUUUUUUAAUUAUAUUUAAAUGAUAUUUUGCACUCCAUGCCCCCCCCCCCCCAAUUGCCUUUAUGACGCUGUCACAGUUUUAAGUUUUGGUUUGCUCGAGAGAUUUUAAAGUAAAGUUUUAUUUAAAUAAUAUAUUCUUUUUUUUUUCUCCAAGACUUUUAAGUGCAUCUCUAUGUUGGUCUGCUCUUUUAAGGCCAACUGCACCCGCAAUCAAAUGUUUAAUGCUAUCCAGUUUCAAUAUGUCUCUGUUUGCUAAUGUUUGAACCGUGUGUCUGAUGUCAUCACUCUGUUUGCUAAUGUUUGAAUGUGCAUCUGAUGUCAUCACUCUGUUUGCUAAUGUUUGAAUGGGUGUCUGAUGUCGUCACUCUGUCUGUUUUACAGGAGGAGCUUUUCCAACAGCCGGGAAGAAACUCUGAGAUUCAAAUCAUCAGAGACUGUCUGGAUACAGGGAAACCAGAGAACAUUUGUAUCCUUCUCAGAAAAAUACAAUAUUGAUUUUCAAUCUGACUUGGUCAAAAUAAUACUGGUGUACUCUAACUAGAUCAGUGUAGCAUUGGUGUACUCUAACUCGAUCAGUGUAAAAUUGGUGUACUCUAUCUAGAUUAGUAUAAUGCUUGUUUAAUCUAACAAAGUAUAAUAUAAAACUUGUCUAUUCUAGCAUACUUCUAGAUGUUUGAAAUAUUUGAAUGAUUGAUCAAAGGAUAAACAGUAAGAGGUGUGGAAGAAACACACACUGUAACCCAUCUGGGGCGUUUCAUUUGUUAAACCAUUUUGUUAAAAAAAGUUUGGAUAUUCAGGGGUUUUUUGGUCAAAGGUUAACGCUUGUAAAGGCCAAUUUUAAUUAUUAAGCUCAAUCAAAUAUGUGAGAAAUCUCUUUAACACCGGACCAGCUGACAGCUUGAGUGUCCACUCAGUGGCAGAGUCCUUGUUGCUGUUUCUCGAAUGCCUCGCUCAACCUGUUAUUCCAUUUGAGUUUUACUCCAGGUGUCUUUCAACGUCCAACAACCUCCUGCUCAGUAAACAGGUAACAAUUACUUUUUUUGUUCAAGUACAUCAGCAGUUUAGUCAAUCAUAAGGCAUUUUAUUUCCCUGUGUCAGAUCAGAUUUUUUUAAAAAUUGUCCGCACAUCACCUUCAUCCUAGUGACUCCCUCCCUGUUCUUAAAUUUAAUAACACCUGAUGACUAACUCAAAAUAAUUUCCCCACUCAGUACUUACAGUGUGUGACUUGGUUAAUUAUGAGUGGUUAAUUGUAACAUUCCAAUAUUUUUUUAGAAAUGUUUAUGUUACAAAUGAUCUGUUUCUUUCCAUUGAAACUUUGACCUAGUUUUCUGUAACUUUGACCUGCAGCUCGUGUCUGGUCUCCCAGACUGCCAUAAAAAUACGUUCCUCUACAUCUGUGCAUUCCUACGUGAGCUGCUUUUAUAUGCAGACAAGAAUGGUCUGGAAAUCAAGUUUUUGGGUAUGAUUCUGUCUAGGGGUGUGCCGGAUCCGUUUUUUCCAACCGGAUCCGGAUCCGGAUUUUCUUAUGCGAAAUCCGCCGGAUCCGGAUUCCGGUUUCUCCCGGAUUCCGGAUUUUGGUACUAUUGGUAGAUACUUCGGUAAGUCAAGGUGGACUACUACUUUUUGUGUAUGGGAAUUCGCAAUCGGCGCCAAAAAAUCCGAGUUUUUAAUUUUCCGAUGUGUGUGUCUAUUUAUUAUUAAAUUAGUACUUUCGAUAUAUAUUUGAGUUCCGUUCCAUUUGGAUAAGUGUCUUACGAGAGACGCCAUGUUUCUACGCGUUCGCAGCAGGUCAUGCAGCUCGCUCAACCUAAUUUCGCCAUGGGGUUGGCCACGCCCCCCUUUUUAAUGGCGGAAGUUGACGAUACUUAGGAAAUAUUAAUUUAUUAUCACUAUUUACAUCAAAAUAAUUGAUAACUUGUGUUUCAGAAUGCAUUUAAAGACAUUUAAACUGGAAUGUUUUAAUUUGAGCUUUAACAACCCGGUAGAAUCCAUAUUAUAAAUGAUCAGAAUUUACCGUGUGCAACACGUUGUCAUUGGCAACCAUUCACAGCCACUUGCAUAACUGUAUCGUAGUACUACCUCAGAGUUUCAUUCAUAAGAGUUUGCCGUGUGCAAAAACUAUUAAACCAUUGGUCAGGGAAAGCUUUAAUUAAUUAUUCAUGUGCCAAAGUUGAAAGUUUAAACUAAGUCUAAACAGUAUUUUAGUGAUAAGGCAGGGAAUGCGUUGCCUUAUAUAAACUAUAUAGUCAUUGCGCAUGACGGGAUUGGUGGAAUGAGAUCACAGAAUGUGGAGAUGCAGUCCAUGUUAAAAAAUGACAAACCAAGUCGUACUUUAAAAAUUCAUAACUUUAAAACUACAACAGCUAAAAAUAUGAUUUUGGUGUUAUAAUUCUUUAAAAAAUUACAUCUUUUCAACUAUGCCAUUGGUUUAUUUUUACAAAAAGUUUAAAUUUUCUUAUCAAAGUCCCUACACUAUUGGCCACUAUUAGCGGUGCUGACUCUAGCCUCUGGUAUGUACGGAAUAUUAAACAUUAAACAAGCUCAACGCUCGAAACAAUCGAUUAAUGUAUCGUGAUCGUGUGAAAUUCGGGAAAGAGAAUUACUUUUAUUUCAGAUUAUGAUCCGGUGAGUCACAAAAUCUGGCAAAUUCCGAAAUCCGGUAUAUUCCGGAAUCCGGUUGUUCCGGAUACAUGUAAAUCCGGCGGAACCGGAUUUCACCGGAUAGUGCAAAAUCCGGCGGAACCGGAUUCCGGACCGGGGUCCGGCACACCCCUAAUUCUGUCUGGCGGUAUUGCUGGAUGGUCACUAUUAUUAGCUUGCAAAACUCAAUAGAAAAAAAAAAGUAUUUAGUUUUAAUUUUAUUUGUAAGGCAAGGUUUUUCACGAGAUACGCCUAGACUGCUUGUAUUGAGUUGUACCAAAUGAGUUGUACAGUUUUUAAAUGUAAGAAUAUCUAAUUGAAAAGACUGAUUUGUGUUUACUUUAUGUUGCAGGGUGUAAAUUCGCUUCUUCUCCUUCAUAUUUUCACUUUUAUUGUGCCAGUAGUUAGUAGCUCAUUGCUUCACUUUAAAUGUAUAUUACACGUUUGUAUGUAAUUGUAACCAAACAAUGAAUGUAACCAAAUUCUUAUUACUACGUUUCAGCUACCAUGUUUGGUGAAUGCAUGCUGAGGCCUCAGAAACAAUUAUUCACAUCUGCAUCCUCAAGGGAAGCCGUUGUGAAAGAACGGAGAUCAAAGCUUCGCGAAGAGGAGGCGAAAAAAGCAGCUUUCAUGUAUCAUUUCCUGAGCCAUGACAUUGAGCUUUUAUAAACGAAAAAAGAAAUACCUGAUGAAGUGUUGAUGAUGUGCCAUGAGGACUAGCCAGUGUUUUAUAGAUCUUAAUGUCCCAUUAGUUUCUGUAGAAUGACUGGCUCCUGCAUUGUUGUUCAAUCAAGUGAAUUAAUGCCUAGAUUUGUGUUGUAGAGCCUUAUUUAUUUACAUGGCUGCAAAAAAACUAGUUACGGUUGUUGACUUCUGUUGCAGCAUAAAUAAACCACAUAUUAUUUCAGUCUGCUUUCAUAUGAGCCAUAUUGGCUAAAGUAGAAUUUCUUUACCUUCUUUGGCUUACAAUUUUUUUUUACAAGUUUAAUAUCAGGUUUUUCUUGCAAGCUUGUAAACAUUUUUUUACAGCACAAUUUUUCUAAGUUGUUAAUAAAUACCUGAAUCUUUAUUGUUGUAGACUACAAUUAACUGCAAAUAUUGGUCUCCAGAAAUGGCCAGUUUUCCCUCUGUGUGAGUUCACCCUUUGUUAUAUCUGUUAUAUAUUCAUUGUAUGUUCAUAAAUGCCACCUUAAUUUGAUUAAUGAUGAUAAUAAUUAAUUUUGUAAAAAAUAUUGUUGCUUUGUUGUGAUAAAAUUUGACUAUUGGCAUAUGUGAAACUUAGUGUGUAAAUUACCAUGAGCUGUAACAAAACGAUGAACAAAAUGGUCACCUGAGGAGAAGACACUUUGAGGGAAUAUUUUUUUUAUUUCAAUUAUUGUUUUUUUUAUGAUAUAUGAAUGUAGACUUAUGCCAUAUCUGUGUGCUUAAAUGCCAUGAAUUGUCUAACGGUUAUUGAUUUAUGGUUUUGUUAGACCACAGUGUAGUGGUGAGAUACUACUGUUGGGAGCAUGUAGGCAGUCAAAUUUCAUUUCCAGAGUGUUAAAUCCUAGAACCUUGUCUUUGGCGUAACUGUCAGUAUUAGGGCCCCUUGAGCUGUCAUUACCUUUUCAAAGAGUGAAAAAUUUGAAACUUUAUUUAUAUUACAUCUAUGAAUUAUUUUUAUAAAUUAAUUUCUUGCAAAUAUUACUGCAUUCAUGAAAAAGCUCUGUUUCCCAGCCCCCAAAUAUUCACCACUUUACAAUAACAAGGGCGGGUUACUGUACCUGCCACAGAGGAUCAUUUUGGCUUCGUUGGUAAUCCUUUCAAGUACCUGCUGAUGCAAGUAUUAUUUUGAAGUCGCGGCUGGGACUUUGGUGCUAGAGGGUAACGCAGCAGCUCUCUAAACUGUGGAGCUCCAGCUGUCAUUCCAGCCAUCAAAGAGGCAUUCCUGCUCUGAAUUCACCUACCAUUCGUUUCAAUCACCCCCUCCCCCACCCCCGUGGUGUUGUUUUACAUAGCCACAUGGAGGGCUUUUUGUUUAUUUCUAUGCAGUUAUUUAUACCAGCACACCUUGGAAUCAAGUUAUUCUAUUGAUUUAUGUGGGGG